AUUGAGCUUCUUGAAGCUGCUGUUCUCAGAAUCAAGCUCUCUCUGAGAUUCUCUCUGAAUGAUCACACAGAGUCAUACAUCACUGUGUUGAUUGAGAAGGGAGGCAGCAUCACAAUGACGGUGAAGAGGGCAGGAAAUGAACCGGACACAGACAAAUCAGUCAGCAGAAGGGAUGACACCUCACUGCAAGAUGUAGCUAUCAUCAUCACAGCUGUAAGAGAUGCAGGAGGAGGAGAAGAUGUGACAAUGAAAGUGAUGCUCCCGCGGCUCAUUGACACUGCUGUCUUCAUCUUCAACCUGGCUUUCUUAACAGUCACAGAGACUGCAGCUGCACCAUAA
Blastomyces gilchristii SLH14081 is the source of this 339-nucleotide messenger RNA. RefSeq lists its product as uncharacterized. The transcript has a single exon. The record is from RefSeq and is a predicted model, not a curated record. The annotation marks the transcript as partial. Lineage: Eukaryota; Fungi; Ascomycota; Eurotiomycetes; Onygenales; Ajellomycetaceae.